AUGCCAAAAAUCGAUUUUGAGGAAGGAUGGAGAUUUGUGCAUAAGGGCAUCAAGAAGCUCCAAGACAAUCUUGAAGGCUUGCCUGAUACUCACGUCACUUCUAAUGAUUACAUAAUGUUAUACACAGCCAUCUUCAAUAUGUGCACUAGAAACCCUCAUGACUAUCGCGAAGAAUUGUACGAAAAGUACAAGCAAGUGAUUCCUGAGUACAUCACAUCAACUGUGAGAAACAUUGCUAAAUUAACAUCUUGUAUAUUCACAAUGGGAUUAAAACUAAUACGUAGAAUGAUUGAUUUUGUUAUCACAAUAGGUAGGCUGUGUUUGGAUAAUUUAAAAAUAACGGAACGGAAUAGGAUGGAGUGA
Messenger RNA from Lathyrus sativus (Indian pea), 363 nucleotides. NCBI's taxonomy places the organism in Eukaryota, Viridiplantae, Streptophyta, Magnoliopsida, Fabales, Fabaceae. The record is from the annotation of a GenBank genome assembly.